AUGGAGGAAUUUGGUGCUGAUGCUUGUCCUUCUGAGGCCUCAAGCAUCUCUGCGGCGGCCUCAAACGGAGAUGAAAGCAAGAGAGUGAUGAAAAUGAAAAUGGCGAUGACAGAAAACAGUGUUAAGGCCCUCGUGCCUGUAUUCGAUGUAGAAAAGCUAUCUGAAACCCCGGGGUCUAGUGCUCAUCGUUUUCUGCUAGAUCUGAAGCUGUCCAACGACAAACCGUCCUCGGCGGCUGCUGGCAGUGGCAGUGGCAGUGGCAAAGACCACAAGAAACCCUCAGAUGUCGUUCAAGCUAGGGUUUUCUCAUGCAACUUUUGCAAGAGGGAAUUCUCUACUUCCCAAGCCUUGGGUGGUCACCAGAACGCGCACAAACAUGAGCGUGCCAUCGCCAAACGACGCCAAGGGAUUGAUGUUGGGCCUUAUGGGCACAACUUCUCUCCCUAUUAUCCAUAUUCAACCAAUUUUCCCACCCAUCACUACCAGUACUAUGGAUCUUACACUAGGUCCCCACUUGGGGUCCGGAUGGAAUCUAUGAUUCAUAAGCCUAAUCCGUACCAAUGGACGGCCCCUCAGUCUGGCUCCGGGUACCGAUCGUUGGGGAACGAUUUCGGUAGCGGCGGCGAAGGAGGCAGCGGAAUUGGAGCGUGGUCAAGGCAGCCGUCGAUGUUGAACUCUGCACAACGCUCGAUUGAUCAGCGGUUAAACUUGGAGGGACAUCGGUCUCGUAAUAGUGGGGUUGGUGGCAUGGGAAGGCUUGGUGGUGGUGGUGGUGCUGCUGCUGCUGCCACUUCUUCAAGAUUCGACGAAAUCACUGGUCCUCUUAGCCACUUUAAUGGUUCCAGUAGCAAUACUAGUACUGUCACCACUUCCAAUGUUCCAAUCAACAGUGCGAAUAAUGGCGGUGUCGACUUUGUCCGGCGCAUCGACCCUCUGAAGGCUAAUCGUUCGGGCCCUUCCGCGGGGCUUGAUUUGUCUCUUAAACUUUAA
Molecule: messenger RNA, 990 nt
Organism: Humulus lupulus (European hop)
Lineage: Eukaryota; Viridiplantae; Streptophyta; Magnoliopsida; Rosales; Cannabaceae
Exons: 2
Coding region: 1-990 (329 amino acids)
Biological process (GO): negative regulation of abscisic acid-activated signaling pathway
Source: RefSeq, a predicted model, not a curated record